AAGUGCAACGUGCAGGACAACAAGCAUUAAAACCAGCUAAAACAUUUACGCAGAGCUAGGAGCUAGCCAAGAGCCUACUACACCUUGUCAGGUAGCCAUGGAACCCGACGUCGAUGAGGUGGUGUUCGACGCCCCGGGUUACUUCCGUAUCUACAAGAACGGCAGGGUAGAUCGUUUCAACGAACCAGUGCUCGUGGCCGCGGGCGUCGACGACAGCAGCGGCGUCUCCUCCAAGGACGUCGUUCUCGACGCCGACACCGGCCUCUCCGUGCGUCUCUUCCUUCCCAACCGCCAUGGACCUUGCGGCGAGAAGCUGCCCGUCCUCGUAUACUUCCACGGCGGCGGGUUCAUCAUCGGGUCGGCGAAGUCCGCCAUGUACCAUAACUACCUCACCGCCCUCGCGUCUGCGGCCGGUGUCCUCGCGGUGUCAGUCGACUACCGCCUGGCGCCCGAGCAUCAGCUCCCCGCGGCCUACGACGACUGCUGGGCUGCGCUCCGGUGGGCGGCCUCCGCGCGGGACGGCUGGAUCGCCGAGCACGGCGACGCAGGCCGCGUCUUCGUCGCUGGCGACAGCGCGGGCGGCAACAUCGUGCACAACGUGCUGAUGAAGGCGUCGUCCGCGGACAAGGGCGCGCCGAGGAUCGAGGGCGCGGUCCUGCUCCACGCCUUCUUCGGCGGCAGCACGGCCAUCGACGUGGAGCCGGAGCGCGCGGUCGCGAUAACGAAGAAGCUGUGGUCGUUCGCGUGCCGCGACGCGGCCGGCGGCGCGGACGACCCCAGGAUAAACCCGACCGCGCCGGGCGCGCCGGCGCUGGAGUGCCUCGGGUUCUUGUUCGGCCGUACUCCGGCGGGAGCGCCGCCUCGGUCGCAACUGUGCCACCGUGGCAUGUUGAUGGGUGGAAGACAGGUCUGUGGCCGUCGAUCUUAUGAUGGGUGGCUAGGAUUAGAUCUUAGUUUACCCUUUCGUUCCAUCGAGGCUAUGCCGUUGGAUUGGGAUCGGGCGUAUGAGAUUCCAUCGCUAGUGUUUUAAAUCGUGAUCGUAUCCUUUUGAUCCAACGGUCUGUGUUGCGCACCGAUUCACUUAUAUGGGGAUCUAAUCUGGGCCGCCCACACUUGAUCGGAUGGCACAGAUUGGCGCGUACCCCUUUGGCCUGGCCAUCUUUCAAAAGAGCCCCUACUGUUUUAAGCAAUCAACCCGCAGUACAGGUCGGUAAUAAAAUAAUUACCAGAGGGUCCUAGCAUUUGCAUAUUCGACCCUGGGCUUCCGGAGAUUUGUGGCCGCAGUCCAAGUAACUCAGAAAUCUAUUAAAUUUAAUACAGAAAUUCUUUUUAAUGCAAAAUAAUGUCCCAAACUUAGGAAAUUCAUAACUUGAUGAA
Messenger RNA from Zea mays, 1377 nucleotides. Its product is annotated as tuliposide A-converting enzyme 1, chloroplastic. NCBI's taxonomy places the organism in Eukaryota, Viridiplantae, Streptophyta, Magnoliopsida, Poales, Poaceae. The transcript has a single exon. The coding region runs from base 98 to 1030 and encodes 310 amino acids. Gene Ontology annotation, molecular function: hydrolase activity. The record is from RefSeq and is a predicted model, not a curated record.